UUAACGCCAACUAAAACUAAGGUCAAUCUUGCAGUACCGUUAGUUUACGGCACAAAAAGGGCCCGACCCGGCUUCCUGCUAUCGGUUUUGGAAGGAUGGCGAUUGCAGCAGCGGCAGCAAUAGCAGCGAUGCCAUCGUCAAUGGCUUUACUUACAAGACCAAAGCCCAAGUGGAAGUUCACUACUACGGCUUAUUCUUCAUUUUUCUCUUCUUCUUCCUCGCCAACAUCUAAAACUAGGAAGCUCGUCCUUUACUCGAAACCCGGUUGCUGUUUGUGUGACGGCCUCAAGGAAAAGCUCCAGGCCGCCUUCUUGCUCUCUGGUCCUGAUUCCCUCCACGAUGUCGAUUUGCAGGUGAGGGAUAUUACCAGCAAUCCAGAGUGGGAAAAAGCUUACCAGUAUGAGAUACCGGUUUUGGCAAGAGUAGUUUCUGAUGGCACUGAGGAAGUAUUGCAGUUCAGAAAUCCACAUUUUGGGAAGACUCCCUUGGUUGGUUUUCAGUCUGCAACUUUGCCAUUAAAUACAUUGGUUGAUUUUCAGUCCGUAACUUUGCCAUUAAAUACCUUGGAAUCACAUUCAUCGAGGGGGAAGAAGAACAUAUCUUCGAAUAGUGUUGAAGCAAGAAUUUAUUGAAAGCAUAGCGAGAUUGAAUAGUUAUCAUUAUACUAAAAGAACUCAUUGGGGAGUGAGAUGAUAGGUGAACCUAAAUAUGUUACAUCUAAGUGGCAAAAAGCUUUGAGAGGUUUCAUUUUAAAAUCUUGUUAAAAUUUCCUUUUUUUUUCUUUGUGGUUUUAUACCUUGCAGAUAUUAUGGCAGGCAAUAAUGUUCUAAAUGAGAGGGCCAGUUUCUCUUGAUAUCCUACAUUUUUGUUAGACAGAAACAAAAGGUUAAUGUUUUACAAUUUAGUUGGGUGACAGUAGAAGGAGAUGUCCUUCAAUGUUUUCUUUCUCUUUUAAGAUUGAUUAUUUUAGCUAUCGUUGCAGUAUUUUAUCAAUCACCCCAUUACAGAUUAUUGCAACUCUAUUUAUUUGGAAGGUCAUCUGCAGGAAAAAUCUAUUUAGCACAACACUUGUGCAAAGCAUGUAGUGGAUGUAGUGUCUUUUCUUCUUUAAAAUAUUUUAAAGAAGAUUGACUUAUAAAAUAAUGUAAAUCUAGGUCAACUUUUAGUUAGUUUGACAAUAUUGUAGUAUUAUCAGGUGUAUCUUUUUCAGCUGAAUAUAGUUGUUCUCGAAACAAACCUUGAUCUAUCCUUGUCAUUGGCCCAUAUUUUUCUUAAACAUUCUCUGAAGUUUAUGCAUGGAAUACAUCAACUUCUAUAAAAAAUCCUUUUGGCCCUAAAAUAGGUAAGAAAAUGGACAAAAAGGGAUUUCCAAAAUGACAGGUGUCACUAGGUGAGGAUGCAUCCAAAGGGAACCAGUAACGAGCGUGUUCUAGAUGAGUCCAAGUCUUGUUCUUGGCCUUUCCUUGAGAGUCCUUACAAUGAUGCAAUACCUGAUAUAAAUGGUAACUAAUAGCUGUUACUCUCAUAUUACAAUUUUGAAUUAGAAUUUCUGACUUCUUCAUCUCUAAAACAAUUUUAAAUUAGAAUUUCAUCAGAUGGUUAGAUUGUUCUCUGCCUUCUCCAUCUCUAAAAUAUUAGCAAGUUAAUCUCUCUUGUUGACUAGUUGUUGUCCCAGACUUCCAAUAGUUUACAUAAUAAGAUCAUUCGGAUAUGACAACUUCUGCAUCUAAAAGAUGUUGAACUUUAGUGAGAUGAGAGUUCACAUCAACAAUUUUAAAUUACAUGCAACUAAAAUUUGUGAGGAUCUGCUUUAGUGUCAGCUCUCUCUACUCUUUUCUGUCCGGUCAUAACUUUAACGAAAAAUAUCAUUUUCUCUCAAAAAUCAUUUGGAAAUCGGGUACCCCUCCAAGAAUUGCUUUUUUUGCCUGGGAAGCUGCAAAAGGGAAAAUCCUGACAAUUGACAAUUUGAUGAAAAGAGGGCAUACUAUUUUCAACAGGUGUUUCUUAUGUAAGAGAUCUCUUGAAUCAUGUAAUCAUUUACUUUUGAAAUGUCAAACAUCUCACAAAUUCUGAAGUAUGAUACUCGGGCUUUUGGGGAUCUCUUGGGUAAUGGCAGAUUCUGUUUAUUCCAAACUUCUAGUAUGGGAAGAUUUGAGUGGUAACAAAGCGCAUAGGUUAAUCACUCUUACUAUUUUCUGGGUUAUUUGGAAGGAGAGAAACAACAGGGCUUUUGAGGGGCUUGAACAAGAUUUUAAUAAUAUAAAAAAUAAAUGGUUUCAUUAUUUUGCCUCUACUGUUUUAGAACAUAAUUUAGAAUAUUUUGAAAAUCUUGGUUCUAUUGUAGAUAUGCUAAUUGACAUGUAAAUUUUUUGUAAAUGGGUGGUGCUCCCUUAGCACCUCACAUUAAUAUAUAUUCUCUUCUUUUAUUUAAAAAAAAAAUAAAUAAAUUGAGUGCAAAGUAAAGUAAAACAGUUUCAGUGGAUCCAGUAUUAGCAUUCUUGCAACAUACUAGGAGGGAACGUGUUUGAUCCGUUGGGUUUUGAUCGAUUUCUGGUUAAGGAGGAGUUUGUUUAUCUCGUGCUGCUCUAUAACUUACUAAAUUGUUGAAUUGGCAUUUUGAUAGGGUCUUGGGCAAAACUUAUUCGAAGUGAAGUAAGAAUUUGAAGAAAAUACCUCGCUAUCAAUGGUGUAGGAAGUAAAAACUAAGAUCCUUGAGCAUGUGGAAUAUGCACAUUGACCUGUAAAAGAUCAUUUGAUAGACAAUCUGUUACCUAUUUUGUUUAUGGGGUGAUAGUAUAGCUCUAGCUAUGAAGUAAGAAUCCUUCAACACAUACAGGUUAAAGAAAAAGUAAAAGAAAGAGAGAGGGUACAUCAGUGGAGAGUACCAUACAUGCCAAAUUUAGCAUGCUUCAUUACUGUGCCCCCUUCAAUGGAGUUACUUAUAGAAUUUUCAGCAUUAAAAGUCUUCCUCCCAAUUAGUGUUUUUUACUAGCAUAGAACUUAAUCCUUGUUUUUCCUGCAUAUAGAGGAUGAAGGAAAAAAUUCAAAAUCACAAGAAUGGCUCCAUAAGAAAAACUACGUAUGCCUAAAACUACUAUAUGAUUCUUGUGGACCUCCUCUUGCUCCCUAGGAGUAUUCUGUGAAGUAUAAUCUCUUUGAUAUGAGCAAGAACUCAACAUUUGUUGUAUCCAUCCUUGAUUUUUACCCGUUGAUUGUGAAGCUUAUAAUUGGAGUUUAAGCUCAAGUGAUAUGUCUGUUAAAUAAUGUACUUUACAUGUAAAUAAUUAAAGGUGAAUUAUGCUAAAAGACAUUAUGGUAAAAUCCGUCCUAUGUAAUUAAUUGUUGGUUUCCUUUCUGGUUGUGGAGAACUUGUAUAUAUAACAUUAAUAUUAUUUAAUAAUAUACCUGACAUAUCAUUCUUGACAUGGUAUCAGAAUUUUAAGAAAAAUACCGUAAUUUUUUUACAAACCCUAAUCAACCUUCAUUGUCAAAAUAAGAAAAACACAAAAAUCCUAAAUGGGAUUAGCUUUCAUAGCCAGCCAUCAGAAAAACUCCAGCGACCACAACCUGCAGCAAUGAGCACCAGCAAGCCAACAGCGCACUCACCCAGCCACAUCUGCACCCAGCCACAUCUGCCUCUGAGCCACAUCUGCCUCUGAGCCACAUCUGCACCCAGCUUUAUGCCUCCAGCAGUGUGCCUGCCACCCAGCAGUGCGCCUGCCACCCAGCUGUGCAUCCCUCCAACCACGCCUCUGUACAGCUGCCAUAACUAAUUCUGUCCUGGGUGCAACCUUCUGUCCAGCUACAUUCAGACCAUUAGUUUGUCUUAUCAAAUUGCCCUUAAUUUCCCUGAAAACUUUAAAUCAUGUAGGAGGUUAUGUCUCAAGUUAUUGGCGCAAAUUCCAACAUGGUAAAUUCACAACAACUCAAUGAAAUUUCAAGCAAUUCAGGCUGUCUAUUGCUUGAAUGCAAAGAAUUACCUGAAUUGGCUACAACUACUUCGGAUGAUUCUUAAAGAAAAAUGGAAAAUCAGUCAUAUUCUGGGCACCGGAUCUAAACUGGGAGACCCACAAUUUGAUGUCUAUGAUGAGGAAGAUUCAAUGAUAAUGACUUGGUUAUGGGAUUCAAUAUCACCUAAGAUAAGCAAUACUUGUAUGUUCCUAUCACUGCUAAGGAAGUUUGGGAAGCUCUUAAAGAAACUUAUUUCAAAGUAAAAGAUUCAGCCAUACGAUCUAAUAAUCAAAUCUUGGUUUUCCAAGCAUGGAAGUAGAUAAGUGACGAAGUAUGCUAAUUUACUGAAAAAUUAGUAGCAGAAACUAGAUCAAUACUACUGCCUUCCUAUGGAUUAUUCAACAGCCUUGAAGAAGUUUGUUGGAAAAGUUAGAGUCGAUUAAUUAAUGGGGGGUUUCAAUGCAGAAUUUGACCAGGUAAGGAUUCAAAUAUUGGGAAAAGAAGACAUGCUUUCGCUAAAUGAGUUGGAAAAGAAAGCAGGAGAGGAGUUAUGCCGAAAACCUCGCUCCAUUAAGAGCGCGGUCAUUAUUCAACGGUUCCAAAUCACUCCAACCGGUGAAGGAACUGAGUUAGAUUGACACACUAGCAAUAGGAGGAGAGGAUGAAGAUAAUAUGUGGUGUACCUUUUGCAAGAAGUCAAAGACACACCACGGAGAAAUGCUAGAAACUCCAUAAGAAGUCCACUACCUCAAGCAAGGAGUGAGGUAUAAAAUAACCCACAAAAUAUGGACAAGUUCAUGUAGUCAGCCAGGAGGAGGA
Carica papaya (papaya) is the source of this 4770-nucleotide messenger RNA. Its product is annotated as Thioredoxin superfamily protein. The record is from RefSeq and is a predicted model, not a curated record. NCBI's taxonomy places the organism in Eukaryota, Viridiplantae, Streptophyta, Magnoliopsida, Brassicales, Caricaceae.